Messenger RNA from Rhinichthys klamathensis goyatoka, 1153 nucleotides. RefSeq names its product asialoglycoprotein receptor 1-like. The record is from RefSeq and is a predicted model, not a curated record. The transcript is spliced from 10 exons. Lineage: Eukaryota; Metazoa; Chordata; Actinopteri; Cypriniformes; Leuciscidae. The coding region runs from base 8 to 1141 and encodes 377 amino acids.
GUUUCAAAUGUGUUUUGGAUUCUCUAGGAAGCAAGUAGCUGCAGUUAUGAUGGUCUUUAAGAGAACUGAUAGUUCUGAAGAAAUCCUGAAAAUGGACAUGGAAUAUGAACGGAAGACGACAUUUAGCAAAGGUCGUCCAUGUAGCAGAAAAACUGGCAUCUUUGUGCUUCUAGGAACAGUCUGCAUGAUUAUUUUCAUCAUCAUGACUUCUGUGAUCUUUUUUCAUCAACAAAGAACAUUCUCAGUGCUGGAGAGUUGGAUGAACAUUCAUAGUUCCAAUCAAACUUCAGUCAAACCUCAAGAAAAGAAUAUUGAGACCUUGAUGACCAAUCUUGCCUCUUCAUUGAGUUCAAUCACAUCCAAACAAGAGGAAAACCAACAAAAGCUGGAGCGCCAGCAGGGUCUGUCACACACUGAAGUGAAGAGUUUGAUGAACAGUUUGAGUUCUGCUGUAUCAGCGCUGACAUCCAAACUGAAUGACGCAGUUAAAACGCAGGACCAGAAACAGACUGAAACCGAACGAUCGCUGGACAGUUUGAAGUCCUCCAUACAGUCUGACCAACAGAGCAAACAGCGGGACUUCGAGUCUCUGUCGAGCUCAAUGAGUGUCCUGAAGAGUUCAGUGUCAGAUCUCACUUCAUCUGUCGCAUCUCUGUCCUCUAAACAACAGAUCUCUGAGGACAGAGUCAUGAACGCUCUGAAGGAUCUGAAAUCUAACAUGAGAAACAAAACAGCAGACGUCCCUGUAACCUGUAAAUCUGGCUGGAUAUUGUUCAAAAGCAGCUGUUUCUUGUUCUCUAAUAAUAAACUCAGCUGGACUGAAGCACGAGAUUACUGCAAAACACAGGGGGCGUUACUCCUCAAAAUAGAAGAGGACGACGAGGAGUGGGCAUUUCUAAACAAACAUACCAUACCCGAGCACUACUGGGUCGGUCUAACGGAUCAGGACACAGGCCAGUGGAGAUGGGCGGAUGACACUCCUUACACAAUGAACAAAGAACGCUGGGAUCCCGGGCAGCCGAAUGACUGGAAAGAACACGGACUGGGAGAGGAAGGAGAGGAUUGUGGGCAUUUUAGAAAAAGUGGGAAACUAAAUGACAGCCACUGCUCCUGCAAAAUUAAAUUCAUUUGCAGAGUGUAAUUCUGAAUCUGA